This is a messenger RNA of Neoarthrinium moseri, 555 nucleotides long. RefSeq lists its product as uncharacterized. The coding region runs from base 1 to 555 and encodes 184 amino acids. The transcript has 3 exons. NCBI's taxonomy places the organism in Eukaryota, Fungi, Ascomycota, Sordariomycetes, Amphisphaeriales, Apiosporaceae. The record is from RefSeq and is a predicted model, not a curated record.
AUGUACCGCAAGUAUUCAGCCCUACUUCUGCUUGCCAGCAGCUUCCUUGCCGCCGCCUUACCUAGGCCCGACAUUGGCGAUCCCGUAAAUAGUGGCCUCCCUGCCGACGUCCAGGAGCGGGUAGACAGCAACGAGCUGGAUUGUGUCGAGGUCGUGGAUGGUGUCACGUGCAGUGACCGUUCUGGGGCUUCAUUCUUCGUGCGCGAAGAUACCAAUAAUGACAGCGCCAAUAAUGCGGCAGUUAAUCGGAACGAUGCAAAUACGGGCAAUCCUGGGCCGUUACCCGCGGAUGUCCAGGAACGCGUGGAUAGCGGAGAACUGGACUGCGAAUUCGAUGGGGAGGUUACAGUUUGCACAGAUCAGUUUGGUGGUGGCUUCAUUGUGAGGAACGACGAUGCCACGAACGAAGCGAACAAUGCUAACACGGGCAACGCACCUUCACUGCCCGCGGAUGUCCAGGAACGUGUUGAUAGCGGAGAAUUAGACUGUGACUUCGAUGGCGAGGUUACAGUGUGCACUGAUCAAUUCGGUGGCGGAUUUAUUGUGAGGGAUUAA